UAAAAUUGCUGGGAAACGCAUAAGCGAUGUUACGUGAGUUGUUAGUGCUAUUCGCGUGUGCCGUGUUUUCGGCCGCGGCGAAGUCGCCCCACGCCGAGCAUGUGGAACAAAUGAUAAGGAGUGGAGCUUUCAAAGUUGACCCUCGAUUUGUAGAUAACGUACUAGAGGAUGCUUCGUUGGAUGUUCCUGAUCUCGUCAGGAAGUACAACUACCCCCUCGAAGUGCAUCAUGUCACGACUCCAGAUGGCUAUAUCCUUGAAAUGCAUCGCAUUCCCCACGGUCGCGACAACCAUAAUAGCCCAUCACCAGAUAAGCCCGUAGUAUUUCUUCAGCAUGGAUUACUUUCUUCUUCAGCUGAUUGGGUUCUUAUGGGACCUGGAACGGCAUUUGCCUACUUCCUCGUUGAAGAAGGUUUCGAUGUAUGGAUGGGUAACGCACGAGGCAACUACUACUCACGUAGACAUAUUAGAUUGAACCCUGAUGCUAUCUUAAACACCGAUUUCUGGAGAUUUUCCUGGGAUGAAAUAGGCAAUAUCGAUAUGCCUACUAUGAUUGACUAUGUUCUCGAAAAGACCAACAGACAAAGAUUGCAUUAUGUUGGUCACUCUCAAGGAACCACUGUUUUUUGGGUCAUGACGUCUCUUCGUCCGGAAUAUAAUCAAAAGAUUAUUUCUAUGCAUGCUUUGGCUCCCGUUGCGUACAUGGCGAAUAACAGAAGCCUUCUUUUGAGAGCUAUAGCAUCUUUCGGAAAUGAUAUUGAGAGAAUAGCAAGAUUAAUUGGUGUGGGUGAAUUUUUGCCUAAUAAUUUAAUUAUGACAUGGGCUGGCCAGGCGCUCUGCAUGGACGAAGUAAUUUUCCAGCCUAUCUGUAGCAGCAUCAUGUUCUUGGUCGGUGGGUGGAAUGAGGAGCAACACAAUGCGACUAUGUUGCCAGUGAAAUUAGGACACACUCCAGCCGGUUCAUCCGUCAGGCAGUUCGUACAUUACGGCCAGGGCAUCAAUGACCGUCGUUUCCGCCGCUAUGACCAUGGAUGGAUUUCAAACAGGCGUAUAUAUGGCUCACGAAACCCCCCGGACUAUAAUCUUGGCAGGAUUACUGCACCUGUAUUCUUGCACUACUCUGAAAGUGACCCACUUGCUCAUGUUAACGAUGUCUUCAGGUUAUUCCAAGAACUUGGUAGACCUGUUGGUUUGUUCCGCGUACCGCUCGCCAGUUUCAGUCAUCUAGACUUCGUAUGGGGUAUUGAUGCGAAAACCUUAAUAUAUAAUAGAGUCAUCAACCUUAUAAAGUCGACAGAUGCCAAUGGAUAAUAUAAGCUAUAAUUAAAGUUAUCAUUAUUUUUCUGAACUGGUAUCUUGAUUACUG
Messenger RNA from Hyposmocoma kahamanoa, 1365 nucleotides. Its product is annotated as lipase 3-like. Bases 27 to 1310 code for a protein of 427 amino acids. The transcript has 5 exons. Gene Ontology annotation, molecular function: hydrolase activity, acting on ester bonds. Gene Ontology annotation, biological process: lipid metabolic process. The record is from RefSeq and is a predicted model, not a curated record. NCBI's taxonomy places the organism in Eukaryota, Metazoa, Arthropoda, Insecta, Lepidoptera, Cosmopterigidae.